Molecule: messenger RNA, 498 nt
Organism: Rhagoletis zephyria (snowberry fruit fly)
Lineage: Eukaryota; Metazoa; Arthropoda; Insecta; Diptera; Tephritidae
Source: RefSeq, a predicted model, not a curated record
AUGCCGCAGUUGGCCAACUACGAGGGCGACGGCAAAACCACAAUCACAAUGCUUGAUAAGGAACUGUCAAAGUACAUUCUUAUUGAAUCCUGCAAUGGACGUGGAUUUUUUCUUUCAAACAAUUCAUUCGCAUUCGGAUCAAUUAUUCUCUUUCCUAACGUCAUUUUUCAGUGGAAAGUGAAAACGAUUGAAGAUAUCAAUAGAGACUCGUUGACGUUAUUCAAGCUGCUUGAACCAAAACUGGACCUCCUUGUGAUUGGCAUUGGUGAGCCUCGAGCCUGGUCGCAUGCAGCAAUGACGCGGAUGCGAAAAGAAGUCAAAGCUUCAGGAGUGAAUGCUGAAAUUAUGGCCACUCGUGACGCCGUAGCCACCUACAACUUCAUGUUGGAUGAUUACCGAGUGGUAGCAGGAGCCUUUUUGCCAACUGUAAGCAAAGGAGAAGAAACACUGCUUAAACUUAAACGGAACCCUCGAGUGGCUUCAAUUGAUGCAAGUUAG